Molecule: messenger RNA, 1960 nt
Organism: Somion occarium
Lineage: Eukaryota; Fungi; Basidiomycota; Agaricomycetes; Polyporales; Cerrenaceae
Source: the annotation of a GenBank genome assembly
GUUCCUCUCACACUGUCUCCAUGCUGUGGAUAUCUAUCAUGACUAGUUAACCCUACGAUGAACAUCUAGUCAACACCGGUCGUUCCUUGCUUUACGAUAGCUUCACAAGCCUUGCUGAUGGACGCAUCAAAUUUUAGUGCAGUCGCAUAAACGAUCGCCGGAACGCCGAUGUAUCGAAAUCAACAUCGUGGCUGGAAUUCGAAGAUAUAAGGUGGCCAGAGCUCAAGAGUGCACACAACCUUUGUACGAUCUCUUUCAUUCAUUUUGCUAUUAUUCUUUGUCGCAGAAGGUCAAAUCAUGCCCUCGGACUACUAUGCGGGACUGGAUAAUGAAUUCCGGAACGUCAAGAGGCAUAUUCUUUCUUAUGAGAGAGAUGGCGUUCGAUUGCAGUUCUACGCAACAAAUGUCCUCCUUUAUACACACCCCAGGACGUCUCAGGAUCUCACUUUGAUUGUUUGCCAUGGGCUCGCCAUGAACCCAGCAAUGUAUUUCCCCACAUUAAAGUAUCUGAACCAACUUAUCGUACAAUCUGGGUCUCUCCUACGCCUGAGAUCCAUUUGGUUCGUGGAACAUGCCAACCAUGGAGAUUCGGCAGUGCUCAAUGAAGCUCUUCUCAAAGAGCACUUCUCCGACCGCUUUCCACUCACAUACUAUGGCGUCGGCAUCGUAACUUUGCUCGACUCCGGGUUGCUAGAUCCUACGGAUCCUAACCUGAUACCAAUCGGUCAUUGUGGUGGAUCUGGUGGGGUGAUUUUCGCAGCCAAGAUGCUACGCGACAGAGGUACACCAUUCAGACGAAUCGUUCUCCUUGAACCGACUCUCUUCGACCUCGACAUUGAAGAGAACUUCAAAGCUUUAGAACAACGUGUCCGGAUCGCAAAUCGGAAGCGACCACGAGUUUGGCCGACUGUCGAAGACGCGAUGGCGUAUCAUCGCAAUCGAGUUCCGUGGAAGCUUUGGGAUCCUGAGGUCCUUGAGCUGAUGAGUAAGACCGUAUUUUGGCCUGCUCCAGGUGGUGGUGUAACACAGAAGACGACCUAUGAACAGGAAAGUGCAUGUUUUGAGUACAAGGAACCACUUGAGACUGGACAAGUGCUCCUCGGGCUUGUGACAAAUACUCCAGUACACAUGGCGUUAGGUGAAAGACCGGAUAUGUGGACGGAGGAAAUGUAUGCAAGUCAACGUCGGAUAGUGGCUAAGAUGAAGCCUUCCCUUGCUUCAUUUUCCGUUAUUCCUGGUGCCGGACACUACGUUGUCCAAGACAAUCCAAAGGGGAGUGCCCAGAUCAUCUUCAAUAUCCUGCAAUUGGAGUAUGGCAAACGCCAGCCCGCGACAAGCGUGCAAGCAAGGCUAUGACCCUGCAUACUGCCAAUGAAAGGGCCUAUUCUAAUCCUGCAUACCGAACAUCUGCGUUAUUCUCUAGCCAUGACAUCCAUUUCUUCAGGUAAGGACUCCCGUGCUGGACAGUCGAUGAAUCGCCGAUGACGCACUGAAUCGUCAAGGUCAAUAUUGAAGGAAUAGAAUCGAAACGCAAUGACACUCACCAGAUGUCGUUUGGCUCGAGUCAUUGCCACUGAACAUUGAUACGUUUACAUAUGAGUCGAACGGUAUUCAGGUAGAUGAAAUUUGAGCUCACCGUUUAGUCGCCGCUUGUCCUUCAAAAAGCCAACUUCACGCUGCGAGAUGCUUGGGAUUAGUCCUCGUGAGAAUGACAGCGUCAGUUGGGAACCUACGUCUUCGUUGGAGCGGACAAGAGAGAUGAUGACAGCGUCUUUCUCCCGUCCUUGCAUACCGUCUACAGUGCCUAUCUCCAGAUCGAGGCCAUAUAUUGGCCGCAUAAGUGACGUCAAUAACGAUACUUGCGCUUGAUAACUACCAACGAGUCAGUAAUAUAGAUGAUGAUUGAAUCAUGUAACGUACGGAGUAAUGAUGGCUAUUUGAGAGGGUAGAACACCGGCUG